This is a messenger RNA of Zingiber officinale, 1914 nucleotides long. RefSeq names its product protein RETARDED ROOT GROWTH-LIKE-like. The transcript is spliced from 8 exons. Lineage: Eukaryota; Viridiplantae; Streptophyta; Magnoliopsida; Zingiberales; Zingiberaceae. The record is from RefSeq and is a predicted model, not a curated record. The coding region runs from base 54 to 1289 and encodes 411 amino acids.
CUCCUUAUUAUUCGUCAAAACCAAGCCGGCCGCUCUUCUGAUGUAACGCCGCCAUGGCGAUUUGGGAGUUCGCCGCUUUCGCCAGGCGUCUCAGAACUCUACUCUCUUACUCCGCUUCUCCUCCUCCUGCUUUCCCCUACUUCCCUCCUCCCUACGGAGUCCUCCGCCGCAGUUCCUCCCGAAUCCCAAUCGCCUUCCUUCUCCCUGGUCGUGGCCUGUCCGCUGCCGCCUCAUUCCUUCUCGUCCAGCCCCGCGGUUCCACUUUCCUCUUCCUUUCCACAGUUUCGACUUAUGUAGGCGAUCCCUUCUCGCGGCACUAUUCCUCCACCCCUCCCGACCGCGAGGUCGAGUCGCGGGAGGAUAAGCAGGCCCCUAUCCCUUGCACCGUCCACGAUGAGGAGCAGGGCAACCGCCUCUCGCAGGCCCAGCAGGAGAAGAAGAGCCGUUUUAUCCCUGUCAAGGCUUAUUUCCUUUGCACUAGUAUUGAUUUGAGGAGCUUGCAGGCCCAGAACGCGUUCAAUGUCGUCUCUCCUCCAACCUCUCGCGCCACCAAUUACAUUGUAUUUAGAUACUAUGAUGUCAAGGACGAUCCUCAGGUUAUGGUCACUGGUUUUCCAAGUGAAGGUUCUUGCCAUUAUAUGGUAGUGUUUCAUUAUGGUUCAGUUGUGUUGUUUAAUGUUUCUGAUCAUGAAGUUGAUGGGUAUCUGAAGAUUGUUGAAAAACAUGCUUCUGGUUUGCUUCCAGAAAUGAGAAAGGAUGAUUUUGCAAUAGUUGAGAAACCAACUCUUGAAAAUUGGAUGCAAGGGGGACUUGAUUAUAUAGUGCUGAAGACUUUGAACAUGGAUGGCAUCCGAAUCAUAGGAAGAGUUCUUAGCCAAAGUAUUGCUUUAGAUCACUACAUUCAUCAAGUUGAUGGAAUGGUGGCAGAGUUUGCAGAAAUCAAUCGUAGUUUGGAAAAGACUGGAAUAUCUACUAUGAAACGGAAACAACUUUUUCAGUUGGUGUGGAAAUCAAAUUCAAAUUUGACUGCUGUUAUUCUCAAACUUGGGCUUUUUGAGAGUUCAGAUAUUGCUUGGAGGAAUGCUAACUAUGCACAAGUGUGGGAGUAUCUUCGGGACGAAUAUGAGCUAUCUCAGAGAUUUGAAAAUCUUAAUUUUAAGCUGAAGUUUGUAGAGCAUAACAUUAGUAUCAUCCAAGAAAUCCUUCAGAAUCGCACAUUCGUUUUGUUGGAGUGGUUGAUCAUCUUUUUGAUUGCUGUGGAUAUCGUUCUCUCUUACCUUUUACAUUGAACGAAAGUAUCAUUGCUUCUGCAACCUGGCCAGGGUCCAAACUAGUCAAUCAAACUGUUCAGUCGCCAUGGUUGAACUUGCAGGCUUAAUAACUCAUUUGUCAGAGUUCCAAAAAAAAACAUAUAAGAUCAACUUUGAGGCUCUGGAUAAUUGUUUUUCUCUUGCAAAUUUUGCAUGCGAAGUUUUGGCAAGUGAUUAGAAGGGAAAGGGAAAAUGCACAUAUUCUUUUGCAGUCGUUAGCAUGGAUUGCUACUGGUUAAUUACCUUAUGUAUUCGAUUAAAUUGUGCAAUCAAAAUUUUCAGUAUAGAGAAGAUAGAGAAAUUAUUACUUGGUGUUGCUGGCCUUAAGGUUGGGUUGUGGAACAUCACUGAUAAAGCCCCCACGGAUUGACGUAUAUGGCUACCUCAUUCUUUUGCAUGCGCUAGCGAAGUCUCCUGUGUGAUUUAUUCUGCCAGGAAACCUGGAAUCAUCCUGGGGAACUUAAGUUUCAUCUUUUGUUACAGAUAGAUAGCAUCACUUAUAAAAUUUAUGCAUAGGCAAUGUGACAUGUCUAUAGUUGACAAUGUAAUUAUGGUGGUUAGGGAUGCCUAAAAUAAUUAAUGGAAUGGAACUAAUUCAAAAUUU